This is a messenger RNA of Lytechinus variegatus (green sea urchin), 1838 nucleotides long. RefSeq names its product lanC-like protein 2. The transcript has 11 exons. Gene Ontology annotation, cellular component: plasma membrane. Gene Ontology annotation, biological process: peptide modification; carbohydrate metabolic process. Lineage: Eukaryota; Metazoa; Echinodermata; Echinoidea; Temnopleuroida; Toxopneustidae. Bases 127 to 1362 code for a protein of 411 amino acids. The record is from RefSeq and is a predicted model, not a curated record.
GGCGUGACGCAGCUCUGCCACGCCCACGAGAUAGAUGACGAGAGAUCAAUCGAUCUGAAUUGAAUUUAACGAUAAGAUUUAAAUGAAAAGAAAGUCAGCAACAGGAGUAGAGGAUCAUCAUUGACAAUGAGCAAGCGGAAGCAUGAUCAAUCUUCCCCUUCCGAUAGAAGAGAAUUCACAAAUCCUUACCCACCGUUCUCCACGGAAUCAGCAACAAACAUCAUUCAAGAUGGAAAGCUUGCAGAUUCCUUCCGCAAGCUGCUGAAUCAAUCGAUCAUUACCCUUCUCGGUCAGAUGGAGUCUGGACUUCGGAGGGACCGUGAUGAAAGUGACCACUCGGUCUACACAGGAGUCACAGGCAUUGCCUUCUUGUACCUUCAUUUGUACACCGAAAACAAAACGGAGGAUUACCUCAAGAUGUGCUAUGAGUAUGUAAAGCGCCCCCUACGCCACCUCAAAGGAAGGAGAGUGACGUUCAUGUGUGGUGAUGCAGGACCACUGACAGUGGGUGGUUUGUUUUAUCACAGGACGGGAAAUCAAUCGGAAAUGCGCCAUUGUAUCAACAAGUUGAAUAGUCUUGUGCAGUCUAUUGAGGAUCCAAACCUACCAGAUGAGCUCCUUUAUGGGAGGGUUGGGUAUCUCUAUUCCCUGCUCUUUCUGCAGAAACAUCUUGGGGAGGGGUACAUAGAUCAAGAUAUCAUUGACAAGGUGUGUGCUUGUAUCUUGGAUUCUGGUCAGAAGCUUGCCAGAAAAGAGAAAUCAUCCUCUCCUCUCUUGUUUGAAUGGCACGAAAAGAAGUACAUAGGAGCUGCUCAUGGCAUGGCUGGGAUACUAACACUUCUCAUGCAGGUUAAAAGUGCCGUUGUAUCUGAUAACCUUCACUCUCUCAUCAAGCCAACCGUAGAUUACGUUCUACAGCUCCGAUUCUCAUCUGGUAACUUCCCGUCGUCUCUAGGUAACCAAUCAGACAAGCUCGUUCACUGGUGUCAUGGUGCACCAGGCGUGAUCCACAUGCUGCUUCAAGCUUACAGGGUGUUUUCAGAAGACCGUUAUUUGAAUGCAGCCGUUGACUGUGGUCGGGUCAUCUGGGAUCGUGGCAUCCUCCGCAAGGGCUAUGGCCUCUGCCACGGAACAGCUGGUAACGGCUAUGCUUUCUUGGCUCUUUACCAGGCUACCAAAGAUGCACAGCAUUUAUAUAAGGCUUGUAAGUUUGCUGAUCGAUGCAUGGAUUAUGGGAAACAUGGAUGCAGGAUGGCAGACAGACCGUACUCUCUCAUGGAAGGUAUGGCUGGAACUAUUUACUUCCUAUGUGACUUGCUUCAUCCAGACGAAGCUAGAUUUCCUGGCCUGUACGUCACCUGAAAGGAAUGAGGAAAUAGAUUCUGAUGCACAGUUAUGCACGCAGUUGUGAAGGACUUUCCUCCAUUGGUUAAGUAAUCUGCUGGAUGAUAUGUCAGGGAGUGUUCCUUAAAGCUCAUGCAAGCACGCAACCACCCUGAUGUCUCCUCUGCUCUAAAGGCUUUGCAAAGAAUGAACUUCCGAGUGUCCUCCAGCGAAACCUGCUAUGGCCAGCACUUCUCUGUUAAAGACAUUAUUUAACUUUGUGAGCAGUCAAUUAAAACGAUUCUCAAACCAAGAAGAAACAUGUGUAUAAGUACACGUAUUAGAACUAAAAAACCCUGAAAACAACCGUUAUUGAGAAUGAAAAGCUAAAAAUACAAGGCAAACCCCGAUUUUGUAAUUAGGCAUCUUAAAGCGUAAAUAGAACACACAAGUGUAUGGGAUGAAAUUAAGAUGGUGUUUCCGGUCACUUUAUAUUUCACUUUUUAAGCACUAAA